AUGAGCAUUUUGAGAGAAAGAUUUUGGAUUCUGAAAUCAAGACAAGCAGUGAAGAAGGUUGUCUCUGGCUGUGUGAAGUGUAAGAGAUUUUCCAGUAAGAAAGUGACCACACAGGAAGCGCCACUCCCAUUGGAUCGUGUACGAGAUGCGGGUGUAUUCGAAAUUGUUGGUAUCGACUUGGGAGGACCACUUUAUCUGAAAGGAGGACAGAAGGCUUGGUUCGUCGUAUUUACCUGUGCCGUCUACCGAGCCGUACAUUUGGAGUUGGUGACGUCGUUGUCAACGGAGGCGUUUCUUCAGAGUUUAAGAAGAUUUGUAUCCCAUCGUGGUCGUCCGUCUGUAAUUUUCUCGGACAACGGGACAAAUUUUGAGGGUGCAAACAAUGCUUUUGCAAAAUUGGAUUGGAACGAGAUUACCACCACCACAUCAGUCAAUCAAAUUAAGUGGAAGUUUAAUCCGCCAGCAGGACCGUGGUGGGGUGGAUGGUGGGAGCGAGUUGUCGGGAUGGUGAAGGUCCUACUUCGGAAGGUGUUGGGACGAGCAAGUUUGGAUUAUGAAGAAUUGAUGACCGUGCUAUGUGAUUGUGAAGAAAUCAUCAAUUCGCGUCCUCUCACCUACCUGUCUGAUGAUCCGGAGGAUUUGGCCCCUCUCACACCCGCAUUGUUUUUGAAUGAGAUGAGAAGUUAUGGACUACCAGAAGUUGAUGAUUUGGAGGCCAACUUCUUCAACAAGAGAUAUCGCUACCGACAACAAUUGCGAGAAGAUAUUCGGAAGCGGUUUCGAGAUGAGUAUUUGGGGGCUCUUGUUCAAAAAGGAAGAGGAAAGUCGAAAAGGUGCCCUGAAAUCAAGUUGGGUGACAUUGUUCUGUUGGAAGCUGUGAACAGGAAGCGUGUGGAGUGGCCGUUGGCGAAGGUCAUGGAGACGUGUCCUGGACCGGAUGGAAUUGUUCGAGUCGUGAAGCUCAAGACCAAGAAUGGAGAGUUAACUCGACCGGUGCAGCGUGUAUUCCCUUUGGAUGUCUCGACCCAGCAACGCAUUCAUCUUUCUGUUCCAGACACUGUCAAGAAAAUUGGUGAAAGUGAUAGUGCAGAUAUUUUGGCCUCGAUUGGAUCGUCGGCUAAUCCAUUCAAUAAAUUUGCUCUGGAGGCUCUUCAAGUAAUUGGGGAGUUUUAUCAGGUCUCUGUUUUGGAAGACACCAAUUUGUGUGCCAUUCAUGCCGGUCGAGUUACAAUCAAACCCUGCGAUUUAGCACUCGCCAUGAAAAUCCGUGGUAAAAGCCCAGUGUUAAAUGUAAAAUGA
Folsomia candida is the source of this 1299-nucleotide messenger RNA. RefSeq lists its product as uncharacterized. The record is from RefSeq and is a predicted model, not a curated record. The transcript has 2 exons. Gene Ontology annotation, molecular function: DNA binding; structural constituent of chromatin; protein heterodimerization activity. Gene Ontology annotation, biological process: DNA integration. Gene Ontology annotation, cellular component: nucleosome. Lineage: Eukaryota; Metazoa; Arthropoda; Collembola; Entomobryomorpha; Isotomidae. Bases 1 to 1299 code for a protein of 432 amino acids.